AUGGUUACCAGCAAACAACGGCUGUCUGCUUCGUUGAUGUCACCGCGGCGUUCGGUCCCGUUGAUCGUGAGUCCCUGCGGCGGACAAUGGAUAAGGAUGCUAUGUCGGCGAAAAUGAUCGUUAUGGUCAAGGCAUGCCAUCGCUCCGUGAGUUUUAGUUCACAAUGAGUUCCGGAUUUUCCAUAUUCGGCCUGGCGUUCGGCAAGGUUGCAUCUUGUCUUCCAUUCUGUCUAACCACGGCACGUUCCCGGAAGGGCUUUACGCUGUACCCCGAAGCCGGCUGACAGACCUUGUCUUCGCUAUGGUGGCCUACAGUCUGUGAUGUCACGGGCGAAUGAGGCCGCCAAAUCAUUUUAUUUACCCAAAACGAGGGAAAUGUUUUGAAGCUGGAUCUCUGGCCAGGCGAGGGCACCCCUCAGGACUAAUGACUGUCAGCAUGCAGAAGGGGACGGUUUCGAAUUCCUCGGGGGACGACAUCGUCUUCCGAGUCGGCGUCACUCGCAGGUUUCCCACAAUAUUCAGGUGGUGUUCUUAGACCCGACGCGAUAUCUCCACCCUCACAAAGAUCCACGUUUACCAGGCAUCUCACAGGUCGGUCCUGCGCGGUUGUCUGUGCUGUCUUGUGCACGUUGGAAACGAAUAAAAAAUAGAUUAAAAACUGGUGGUGUUUGCUCACCGUUAUCUGAGAACCAUCGUUCGAGUGAAGUGCACCGGCUUCGUCCACACUCGCUGCGACAACAUCGCGGGAUGUAGUGUCUGAUUUGGUUUGGACACGUUGUUUUUUGUCACCCUCUCCAUGACUUCCACCUGAGGUCGACGACGAGGAGCUUAGUUCAAAAACUGCCACAAAACAAUCAGUCAAAACAUGGAAGUGGUUCUUGGACCUCUAGUAUUGGAUCCCGUUGCUGAGGAGGAUGAGUCAAGCUCUUCAGAUCAUCUACCAAGUGGAAAGACACCAUCUGCGAUUCCCUGUAGACCAGUUGGGUCAGAAAUGAUCGCAGCGGUCACGAGUACAGUAGUUGUGCUAACUCAUGAAAUGUCAACCAAAAUUUCGAAAUGCGUUCUCGUUUCGAAAAGAUAAAUUAAGUGGUGUUGUAAAACUAAGCAUGAUGCAGCAUAAAUCUAUCAUGAUCCAGUUACCUCAGGGUUUCGGCUUUCGAAAGAACUUAUUUUCGGUUGCAUGCAAGAUCUAUACUUUGCAAAAAAUGACUACUUAAGUAGCAUGCAAUUUUUUCAUUGAUUUUCGAUGCCCUUGAAAAUUCAAUUAUAUUUCAUGGAAAACAUGCAUGAAAAUAUUCAUUCUUUUACUUAUUCGGUAGAAAAUCACGUCUUCUUCCACUUUUAUACUCACAAGAAGAGUAUAAUUCGGUUUUAAAAAAGUUUCUAAUUGUGAGACUUUUUAAUACCGUUAAAUGGCCGUUCAUGAAACGUCAUGUAUCUGCAUUUACGAAUGUGGCUUGUAAAGUUAACAAUAUGGCUCAAAUCGACUGCUUAAUUUUAUGAACCUUAUAUGGUCUCUUUUUAACACCGUAGAGAAAUGCAUGCAAUAUUGCUAACUUUACAAGCCACAUUCGUAAAUGCAGAUACAUGACGUUUCAUGAACGGCCAUUUAACGGUAUUAAAAAGUCUCACAAUUAGAAACUUUUUUAAAACCGAAUUAUACUCUUCUUGUGAGUAUAAAAGUGGAAGAAGACGUGAUUUUCUACCGAAUAAGUAAAAGAAUGAAUAUUUUCAUGCAUGUUUUCCAUGAAAUAUAAUUGAAUUUUCAAGGGCAUCGAAAAUCAAUGAAAAAAUUGCAUGCUACUUAAGUAGUCAUUUUUUGCAAAGUAUAGAUCUUGCAUGCAACCGAAAAUAAGUUCUUUCGAAAGCUGAAACCCUGAGGUAACUGGAUCAUGAUAGAUUCAUGCUGCAUCAUGCUUAGUUUUACAACACCACUUAAUUUAUCUUUUCGAAACGAGAACGCAUUUCGAAAUUUUGGUUGACAUUUCAUGAGUUAGCACAACUACUGUACAUUCGCCAUCUCGCAAUGCGGCUACGACCUUUGACCUUUCUACAGGUAGUGCUUUGUCGGGUCGCUCUCUGAUCAUGAGGGCCUGCUAAUUCCGCAGUCAACUUUCGCUAAAAAGUCAUUUCACUAUCAGGGGCGCUCACCGAUCGUUCUUACGGAACUCACUCGUUCCGUAAGAACGACCGAUGAGCGCCCCCUGCCAUUGUAUAUUCCCGAUCGAAAACCGACAAGGCAACGGACUCGUGGCCGGGUGGGUAGAGGCGUGGACUUCUAAACCAACAGGUCGCGAGUUCGAGGCUCGGGUGUUCCACACUUCGGGGUUGGGUAUGGCUGGCUGACGACGGCUAAUAAGCCAGAAAUGGCCAUUCCAGUCUCCCUUGUCUUUGUCGGUAAUGCCAUUCUGCCUACGUCAUUUCACUAUCCACCACCCACUGACGGACAGGCGUUGUCUCCACAAUGUUCAUAUUAUCCCCGGGAUACAUGUAAUAGGUCUAUAUACUGGCCAAUCGCAUGCUUCGCGUGUGAGCGUUGACCCGUUUGGUGUUUUGGUGUUUGCGUUGUCACCAGUGUGAACCUCGCUACUGAGACACGCCUCGGCUCCAUCAGAGUUCUUGGCAGAGUGACAAUCCUUUGCGAGCUAUCAUCACUGCAGUAACAUGCAAGCGGACGUACGGAUGACUGUAAGUGAACUUGUCUGUACGCCAGGGAAAAGCCGAAGACAGGUUUGGGAGAUUGAUAAGAAGGUAAAUCACACCGGAGGAAGUGAAAUAAUAAAAGUUAUAAAUAGCCAAGUCGAUUCAAAAAUCUUACUGACGGAUUGGGUAUUGAUUCGGGUUUGCGGUCUCCGAGGUUAGCUCUCAAAAAUCUGCUCUGUGGUGGGACUGUCUCGUGGCAGAAUCCCGGCAAGACGCAGCCUGACUGUUAGCUCAGCUUCGGGCUUCCUAAUGCGUAAACUGGUUGGGAAUUUUGAGAAGACCCCCAGUGACCUUUUGUCUGCUAAACUGCGCUGCCAUGCACAGAAACACGUGAGUACAUGGGGAAAUGAACUGCGCAAAGGGUAGCCGUAUGGUAAUCACGGAUAGCAGGCAUGUUUCUGUCAGUUUGUUCAAAUUUCUGACAUCUUAAGAAGGCCAACACGGCAUUAAGCUCAGCUGGAUGACUUGGUGAGACAUGUGCUGGGACGUACUGACGAAUAAAGUCUGGGCUUUAGUGGUCUUUCCUCCAGUUUUUUAGCCGACGUAGAGAAUGCGCCGAAACGGACGAAAUACUGCCAUGAAACAAGUUCAGUUUGUGAAGUUAUUUUGCGGGCAAUAGGUACUUGAAAGAGGCGAAUAUUUUGAUUGGAGGAAAUGUGCGAGCUUGACUUUUGAGAACCUCAACCGUUGAGAACGACGAGGUCUAAAAAUGCUCAACAAGAUGGGCCCAGCAGGGGUGACUUUCGACGCGCCUACCUCACUAUCUCUUCCAUGGCAUUCACAAUCUUCCGAUGACAAGGUCAAGGUCAGUGUGGAGCAGUGACUGACAGAGUUAUUUGAUCCCUCUGCACGCUCCACAGACGAUCUGGCCCAGGCCUCAUUCAGUUAGGGUGGGCGGGGUUUUUGGAUACUAAAUAAGCGGAAGUGUCAUUACAGCCAUAGCUGUCGAAUAUGCGUAAGUUCCUUAGACCUGUACUCACUCACACUUGAUACGGCUUCGUCUAUCCUCAAUUUGGCUGUUGUGGGUUGUGGACUGCUGUGUUACACACUGUGGGCACCACCGAUCACGACGGUCAAGCUGUUGAAUGUUUUUUUUAGAUGGGAUUGUUUGUUUCUUCCCUUACUCAACCCUUCCCCCCAUUUUCCAUCGCUUCUUCCUCUUCCAGCUUCCCGCCUUAACGAUCCCUCUGGUAGGUCCGGCUGGGGAGAAGAAGAUAGCUACGGCAGUAUGCACUUCCCUGGCCUGUCUGCAAACUUCCCGCAAGGAUGACUCCUCCCUCGUCAUCGUCUUCACUGGACACAUGGAUGGGAUCGUGGCGGCUUCUAGCUUUACCCAAAAACGCCAGCUCUUCGCUUGGAGGGCACACUCCAAUUGUCAGAUUAUUGGACUAGCUGUUCAUGUGUGGACGUCCGUCUCCACGUCCCCAUGUGUCAUUUCGCAGGGUCGGGAUGGCUAUAUUCGUUUCUGGCGGGUGGACGUCGCUCUGGGCCACGCUAGAUGUACGUCGCCAUUUGCAUUUACAUUUAGUGAAUAAUUCUACUCUAUCUAAUCAGUAGGCAUUAUUUAGUAGUAAUAAUUUUGCAAGACUGUUAUUUUCUUACUUCACCACUAGGUCAAUCACGAUCAGUUCCCACCGGGAAUCCUCCACUUUUUCCCCUAGUGCGUCAUGAAAUGUAAGACCGUCUCAGUUAUAAUCACAGAAUUUAGAAUGAAGUAAGAAAUCGGGAGUUAGCCACUAGACUGAUAGGUUUGGUAGAUGUGAACGGUACACUUUCAUUAUGUUGUAGCUGCGGGUACUCAUUCGAAUAUAUUCACGGAAUUUCGGGCCAGAUUUUGAAAUUUCGUAUCGGCUGAUUACUCCAAGUUUCCUUUUUAAUUUCGAAAUAAAGCAUAAAGGCUGCGUUUGGUAAAUCGAAUGUGGUAAACGGUGACGCACUCUGUGAUUAGUUCAGCCCCUCACGGUUGAUUCAUGUAACUUUGAUGUUUAGCCCGACUUAUAACAUCUGCGAGUUAAUAUCCUCAUUUAUUUUGCGCCUGCUAUGCCAAACUUGCGAAUUUAUCAUGGCGGCUUCCAAUGUAUGUAUAAUAUAGCUAAUAUGUCCGCUUGCGCGGCAAGCCCAUCGUUUACUUCUGGGAUGACUCACCAAACGCGUCUGUGAGAUUCCUUUAUCGUUUGUACUUGGGAGGACUGGCUUGAUGGCCGCAUCUUCCCUCCUGCACAUGAGUAGUGUCCAAUCAAAGCGCUCCUGGCGUCCCUGUGUGCGUUUGGCUCAUGGCUUAUAGUUGGUAGUUGUAGCUGGUCAUCGGCAUGUGGCGUACUAGAAGAUGUAGACGUUUGAUUUGAAAAGCAGUCUCAGUGGACAAAAAGACUGCUAUGAUACGGAUAAGGCACAAUACAUAUGGCCCUUUGGAACCGGCUACUUAUAAAAUUCAACCUAUAGGGAAGACAUGUUGCUUACUGACAAAUCCGUUUGCAUCCGGACCUUACUUACACAAAUUUUCUCGGUUUUUAACAUCGCUACGCGCAUUUCAACCUCGUUUGUGCAAAGAAGAGUAUGAUGAAGGCAUCCUGUUCACGUUUCGCAUCUGAAGAGAAGCCACUGGAAUUCAGCAAUUCAUAUCGCGUGGUCCCGUGAAAAGUAGCAUUGUUUGGAGUAAUUAAUCAAGGGUUACGUUGCAACACGUCCACGAUGCAUCCCAGACAGCCAAUGCGAUGAUGGUGUGGCGGUCAAGGAUGUGAGAUCAACUUAAACCACGCACAAUAAGUUCGUUUCGUCUAAGGUCAGAAGUCAGGGAGUUGUGAGGACUAGUUUAUUCUGUACACAUGGCAGGUUGCCGUAAGUUGGCUGUUUGCUUGCAACAGAGAUAGGCGUCCGUUCACGGAGAGCGUCAGUUGCGGUGUGUCGUUUACGCGGGGGCGAAAGUCUGUGUCAGUAGGUGGGGGUGACUGGCUGAGUGUUGGUCAUGAGAUUGGACGGAUUAGAGGAGGAGUAGGGGGACGCAUAAUCACAGGGGUUCACGGGUGUCAAGCCAGGUCGUCCGACGCGCAUGAAGUGAUAAUAAUUUGUGGGGGAAGCCGGGGGUUACUGCAGCUGGACAGGAGGGGCCCCAGUUCUAGCCGGCGGGGGUGGUCGUGUGUCAGCGGCCUGUCAACGAUUGUCGCGGCCAUCGACCGACAAGAUGGAGCCGGAGAAAAGGGGGACUGGGGCGGCAGCUACAAUGGUUUCAUUCGUCCAGGUACCACCACAGUUAUAUCAUCAAUAUGAUUACAAGCAUAAAGCGUCGAGUCGGGAAUACGUUAGUGGCAACAAGUAGUCAAAUACGACAUUAGUAGGUGUUGUGAUGAAUUUCGACAAUCUAAUUGGCCGUCCACCUUCGAAAACUCGACGACCUGGGGGGGGGGGUGGGGGUGGGGCUCAAACUCGAAACAGAAGGUGCAAGGAUUUAGUCCGGCCAAUUCUCUGACCAUCUUAACGACUAGGAAUCGAGGCUGUUGGCUCUUAUUUGCGGGUGGAAUUGUUCUGACCCUAUGUUCGCAUGCAAUUUUAGGGCUCUCAUCACGACUUGAUGAAAAUCAUCGUUUACUUCGCCCUCACUAAAUUAUGGCCUACUUGCAAAUUAUAAGUAGUGCACAUUUCGGACAUUUAGGUGCCCACGAGCUUCCUUGCUGUGAAUUCACAUUCUGCGCAUUCAGUGCGUGGCGAGUCGAUCCUAGUCCGGAAGCAACGCUCUCCUUCCUGGCCUUCGUCACAACAGAAUCCAGCGAGAGUCCGGACUUGACAAUAGAAGUCAUCCGUUCAGAAGACAAUCUCACCGUGGCCAGCGUUGACUCUGCCCUCAUCUCCAAACUGGGAAUGUGUAUGGCUCUCAGUGGACUCCCGGAGGACCCCGGCCCACUGGGGUCUUCACCUCGUUGUCUCUUUCUGGCCGCCUUUGAAGCCAGCUGUGUCCUCAUCUUCUGCGAGGGCAAACCGCUUCUCAGGGUUUCGCCCGAAUCGACUGCAGAGUGUCGCCCAAUCACAUGCCUGGCCCUCGGUCCCGACCUUGUCGCCCCGGAUGGCGAGACCUUUCGCCUGGUCGCAGUCGGACGGACUGCCAUGGAGGUGGUGGACAGUUCAAGGACCCAGAAGCAUGCAGCUUAUGAUUUGGAUCUACUGCAACUGCGUCGCGCGGGUACGUUUUGACUUGCUUGUCUACAAAGACGUCUGCCAGACAGUCCAAACGUCUUGUAUUGUUGGUUAAAAUAGAUCGAGACGACGUGAGAGGAACGACUUACUUCAUCAGAAUCGGAAGCUUUUAGUCUGCACAAGCUCACUGAAGCAAAGACGCAAAUCAGGGUCACUGUAUGCAAGGUCAGUAGGUAUUCCCAGAAGCAUAAGCACACACUUGCGCAAUCCCGUUGGCUAGAUGGUCUCCAAGUGGCGUAAAGCCGAUGGAAAGUCUUUUGGUUAAGCUAUCAUGGAAGGGUUGUUGACCGAUUAGGCUACGAUGCGGAAUCUUCUCGUCCUGCUUCGCCCCGAAAAUUCAGUCGAAACCCCUGCGGACAGUCGCAUACCGCCUUCCUUCUGCAUAACUGCCGUAACCGGAUCGAUGAGCAACCCUUCCGUGCUAUUUAAUAUUUCCGAUGGCAGCGGACUGAAAAACGAGUUCGUGCCUUACUGGUAGAUUGUUAAACUUAACGCCCGAUGAUCAAUCAAAGAGGCCAACUCCGAACCCCAACGUUUGGUCUAGUUGGUAAAUAUCGGUUAAUAAGCCAGAAAUGACCAUCCCAGUCUCUCUCUCGUCCUUCUGCGGUUUCUGCUAUUAUCGGAAAAUCAAUUAAUGACCGUGAAAUGGCAGUAUGCAUCCAUCUUCUCCCGUUUCAUGUCAUCUCCUUUCACUGUAACGAUCAGAAGUAGACUGUGAUACAAUCAGGCAAUCUUGUGCCGGGGUGUGCAUUUUCUCUCGAUCUUUCAAAUCAUUUCCAUUAUCCCCCCCCCUUGGAUUCCAUGGCAUUCUCAAGGGCAGUUAUCUGAUCCAAGGAUAUGGGCUUAACUCCACAUUACUGUCGUUUAGGUUUAGAGGCUUUGCCCACUUCAAUGUCGCAAGUAUCGCAAUUUUUCCGGUUUGUUUAGACACCAAUGAGUACACACUCAUCCGUCCCUCCAAAUCCUUUCGCUCCCUGCCGCCCAGUUCGCACGGUGUCAGUGCGUUGGCCUGGCGGAACGAUGGCAAACUACUCGCCGUCGCCCUCUGGAACGGUGAUGUUAGGCUUCUGGCCACCUCCCCAACCCGUCUGCGCUUCCUAGGCACCCUUGUAAGUCCCGGUGCCGUUUUGGGCGGUGGUUGUCUUCUGGGUGAAUGGGCCUCCCUAUCCUCCACCGCUGUCACCGCCAUUCCCACCGAGGUUGCUGACGCCCCCUCCGCUGACGCCAACAAAAGUCAACCCAAGGACACUGACCAGUUGACGCUGUCCGUUCGAGCUUGCCUCUUUAUGCCAUCUCCGUUGCACUGGCUCCUCACCUCGUCGCCUGCGGCCGCGGGUGGGGCCGGGGCUUUCAACGCCUGGGAUGUGUAUCGAAACUGA
This is a messenger RNA of Spirometra erinaceieuropaei, 8269 nucleotides long. The record is from the annotation of a GenBank genome assembly. NCBI's taxonomy places the organism in Eukaryota, Metazoa, Platyhelminthes, Cestoda, Diphyllobothriidea, Diphyllobothriidae.